Molecule: messenger RNA, 1876 nt
Organism: Cuculus canorus (common cuckoo)
Lineage: Eukaryota; Metazoa; Chordata; Aves; Cuculiformes; Cuculidae
Product: loricrin-like
Exons: 2
Coding region: 107-1633 (508 amino acids)
Source: RefSeq, a predicted model, not a curated record
GCACGAUGCAGGCAAUAUAAGACCUCACUUCUCCCAAGGCUCCUCAUUCAGCUGCCACUGAGCUUUGCACGCAUUUCCAGUUGAGCUGAAGAGUCACCGCUCAAAUAUGUGCUCCAGACAGACCUCCGGAGGCUGCCAUGAAACAUCCUCCCAGUCCAGUGGAUGCCACAGCGGGGGCUCCAGCUGCCAUGGGGGCAGCUCCUCCAGCUACCAGGCACAGGGAUCCUCCUGCUGUGGAGGCUCGAGCUCAGGCAGUUACGGCGGGGGCAGCUCCAGUGGUGGAAGAGGUGGAUGCUGCUCCAGUGGGGGCUCCUCAGGCUACAGCAUGGGAGGAGGAUACAGUGGUGGCAGUGGGGGAUCUGGUCAGAAGAUAAUUAUUAGCUCAGGGGGUGGAGGAGGAGGCUCAUCUGGAUGCUGUGGUGGGGGAUCCAGUGGUGGGUCUUCAGGAGGAAAGAUCAUCAUGGGAGGUGGAGGCGGUGGAGGAUCCUCUGGAUGCUGCAGUGGAGGAUCCAGCUAUGGCAUGGGAGGAGGGUCCAGUGGUGGGUCUUCAGGAUCAAAGAGCAUCAUAGGAAGUGGAGGUAGUGGAGGAUCAUCUGGAUGCUGCAGUGGAGGAUCCAGCUAUGGCAUGGGAGGAGGGUCCAGUGGUGGGUCCUCAGGAACAAAGAUCAUCAUUGGAGGUGGAAGCAGUGGAGGAUCAUCUGGAUGCUGCAGUGGAGGAUCCAGCUAUGGCAUGGGAGGAGGGUCCAGUGGUGGGUCUUCAGGAUCAAAGAGCAUCAUCGGAGGUGGAAGUAGUGGAGGAUCUUCUGGAUGCUGCAGUGGGGGUUCCAGUGGUGGAUCUUCAGGUUCAAAGAUCAUCAUUGGAGGAGGAGGUAGUGGGGGAUCAUCUGGAUGCUGCAGUGGAGGAUCCAGCUAUGGCAUGGGAGGAGGGUCCAGUGGUGGGUCUUCAGGAACAAAGAUCAUCAUGGGAGGUGGAAGUAGUGGUGGGUCUUCUGGAUACUGUAGUGGGGGAUCCAGUGGUGGGUCUUCUGGAUCAAAGAGCAUCAUAGGAGGUGGAGGUAGUGGAGGAUCCUCUGGAUGCUGCAGUGGGGGAUACGGUGGUGGUUCUUCGGGAACAAAGAUCAUCAUUGGAGGUGGCAGUAGUGGAGGUGCCUCUGGAUGCUGCAGUGGAGGAUCAAGCUAUGGCAUGGGAGGAGGAUCCAGUGGUGGUGGGUCUUCUGGAUCAAAGAGCAUCAUGGGAGGUGGAAGUAGUGGAGGAUCAUCUGGAUGCUGCGGUGGGGGGUCCUCAGGCUAUGGCAUGGGAGGAGGAUGCAGUGGUGGCAGUGGGGGAUCUGGCCAGAAGAUCAUCAUUAGCUCAGGCAGUGGAGGAGGAGGCUCAUCUGGAUGCUGCGGUGGGGGAUCCAGUGGUGGGUCUUCAGGAGGCAAAAUCAUCAUGGGAGGUGGAGGUGGUGGAGGAUCCUCUGGAUGCUGCAGUGGAGGAUCCGGUGGUGGCAGCGGCACAAUCAUCAUCAGCUCUGGAGGAGGCAGCGGAGGCUCCUACCAGUCCUCGCAACAGAAAUGCCCCAUUGUCAUCCCCAACAUUGGUUCUCAUCAAACCAAGCAGGCCUGUCACUGGCCCCCCUGCCAGCAGAAGUAAAGGCCACAGGCAGCCCUGGCACUCAACAAGAGCAACCCUGCCUUUGCCAGGGGACCUCUUUCCCUCGAGACCUGGCUCUGUUUGCCUCUUUCUUCCCAGCGUGUCAUCUUUCCUCUUCCCUUGAUGCCGCAUCUCCAUGCUGAGAACUACAGGAUCAACAGCCUCAUGCCCCGCUGCUGAUGUCAGGACACCUUUGAUCAGGCUCUGCUGUUUUUCCAAAGAGUACAUUUUAUGUCUAAUAAA